Messenger RNA from Emiliania huxleyi CCMP1516, 1191 nucleotides. RefSeq lists its product as hypothetical. Lineage: Eukaryota; Haptophyta; Isochrysidales; Noelaerhabdaceae. Bases 34 to 918 code for a protein of 294 amino acids. Gene Ontology annotation, cellular component: Smc5-Smc6 complex; nucleus. The transcript has 8 exons. The record is from RefSeq and is a predicted model, not a curated record. Gene Ontology annotation, biological process: DNA repair.
ACUGUGGCGUUGCGCACAGCCGCUCUCGAAAGGAUGGCGGAAGGCCCCUCCUCCGAGCCCAGCGAGGCGGAGAAGGCGGGCGUGCGAGCUCAGCUGCGCGGAACCCUGGACAAGCUCAACGAAAACCGCUCCAACCUGACCCAGACCAACAGCCGCGGCCUGUGCGAGGUGCAGAAGCAGACCAACGAGAUCUGGGGCAAGACGAAGACGGAUGCGCGCAGCGCAGCGCUCGACGCGGCGGUGCUGCACCAGGUGUCGGUGCUGGGCGCGGAGCAGGCGGGCAACCUCGAGAAGAAGAGCGAGGGCUUCAUCCGCAACCUCCGCCAAAAGUACGGGGUGGGCGCGAGCGUCGACGGAGAGCGCUCGCGCAUCCACUGGGAGCGACUUGGGCAAGCCAUCGGGGAGGCGGCGAUCUACGCGCACGUCCCCGCCGUCACCUUCCUGCUCGGCGAUUUUGUGGCGCAGGCGCCCAAGCCACGGCAGGAGCGGAAGCGCAAGGAGCGAGCGCCUGUCGAGGAGGUUCAGACGGCGAAGCACGUCGACGUGAAGGAGUUGCAGGAGGGGGCGGAGAGCAAGGCGCAGACCGCGCGCAUGCACACGCUCAAGACGGCCAUCCGCGAGCACGCCAAGGCGUCUGCCGACGGGCGCGUCCCUCUCUUCCGCAUGCUGCUCAACCCAAACUCCUUCUCGCAGACCGUCGAAAACUUCUUCGACCUGGCCUUUCUCGUCAAGGACGGGUGGAUGGAGAUUGGCCCCGACGACGAGGGUGGCGCGUACGUUGCCCCAGCAGCUCCACCCACGGACGAUGGCCGCCCCAAGGCGCCAAGCAAACAAAACAUCCUCACGCUCGACCACCCCACGUGGCUCAAGCUGUGCAAGCGCUGGUGCGAGGGCGGGACCCUGCUCCCGCCUCGCUGAGGCGCGCCCGAGGCCUCACCAGCGAGGUGUCGCUGCGGCGGUUUGCGUGAGCCACGCGCAGCGCCAACACAUGCAGCCCGCCGGCUGGGCAGGGAGCUUGUACGAGGCUGUCGCCCCUCCUUGCUCGUACGAAUGCCAGCAGCCGCUGUCUAUUGCCAGGCGCACCCGAGCAGUUUCCCUGAGACGGGUCUCACCAUUUGUGGUGCGCAUUUCGUGGCUUCUGGCUUUGCGGACCCGAGAGUACACUGCACAUUGCUUUAAUUGCUUCUCGCC